Oncorhynchus mykiss (rainbow trout) is the source of this 3576-nucleotide messenger RNA. RefSeq lists its product as uncharacterized. Gene Ontology annotation, molecular function: DNA-binding transcription factor activity, RNA polymerase II-specific; RNA polymerase II cis-regulatory region sequence-specific DNA binding. Gene Ontology annotation, cellular component: chromatin; PcG protein complex; transcription regulator complex. The record is from RefSeq and is a predicted model, not a curated record. NCBI's taxonomy places the organism in Eukaryota, Metazoa, Chordata, Actinopteri, Salmoniformes, Salmonidae. Gene Ontology annotation, biological process: regulation of transcription by RNA polymerase II.
AGAACCAGUGAAGAAUAAGUUUAAACGGAAGUGACCAUGAACAACUUCCAUGUUAGCGUUUAAAUUGUUGUUAUUUAGACGUUUAUUUACACAUUGGAACUCAAAAUAUGACUCUUAACUGCACAUUAUAACAUAAUUAUCCCAGGUAGCCUAAGUCGCGUUGGAGACGGGACUUGGUUGAUAUUUUAUCAAGGUAACAUUAGCUAGCUGCUAAUGUUAGCUAACAAUGGCUAACUGUAUGGUUUUUCACACUCAAAUAGCCUCCAUUAUGGAGGUUCUAGCGAAUGCCGCCGUGGUAGAGGUCUGCAAACUUGUAGACGACGACUAUGCAGUGUUUCGUUUGGAAAUGACUCAAAGCCAGAAAGAAAACAGGGUAUUGCGGAGGAAACUACAGCUACUGGAACUGAAGGUGGCACGGGAGCGUGCAGAGAGGACAACGCCAGACCGCGUCCUCGCCAGUUUCCCCAGUAGUAUCAAGUCCCUCGACCGAUACAGAGGAAUGGCAAGAGGUGAAGGAAAUCUCACUGGAGGCCACAGGAGCUUUGUGAAGCCAGCGGAACACAAUACAUGGAGAGAUGACCAACCAAUCACUGUUGAUGAGGAGAGUGGAACCGCAACCCAGCAUGUUAUCGUAAUAGAGUCUGCAGAUGCAGAGGCUGCAGGUCCUGGAGGAUCGUCUUUGGUCAAGCAGGAGACUGAAGGAGACGACCCACAACACAGCAGAGACAUCAAGACUGGAGCAGCGGCUGGAGUGGCGCCCCCUGUAGUUACGGACAACCUCGCCACCACGCCCCAGCCCAGGACCCGACGCAGCAUUACGGAGGAGGAGGAGGGUCUGGAGGUGCUGCUGGUGAAGGAGGAGGGCUGUGAGGAGGGUCUGGGGAACCGUGAGGGGACCAUCGUCAUGAAGGACAACCAGACUACACCUCCUGAACCCACAGAGCAACCAGCUGAGAAGAACAGGACCACACACAGUCUCACUGAGUCAGUAAACAACAUGGAGGAUGGGAAGCCUGAUCUGCUGCUGGUGAAAGAGGAGACAAUAGAAGACGGACCAGAGAGCAUUGACCUGCUGAGUGGACUAAAGAUGGGGGAGCAAGGUGGUUGGCUGGAGGCUAACAGAGGAGACUGGGCGGCCAGCUUGGAUUCCCAGACCCAGAUGGGUGCAGCCAAGGGCCCAGGGGACAACAUCACUGAGCAGGCCAGGACCAGAAGCGACAUAGUGGAGGUCAGUGGCUGGGACAGCGUCCUCAACUCUGGGCUGUGGAGCAACACUGUUAACCUCAACCAGAAACCGACAGUGGAACACAAAACAACAUCCAAACUUAGUCUCCAAGACAACAGACUGGCUGAGACUAGUGUAAGGCGUAGAUUUGGUCCGCGGGGACGAGGUGAUGUAAGUAUGCAGCGAGAGCGAACAGAUACAGACUUCGCUAGCAAUGCUCCAUCCUGCUCCUAUAGUUGUGAUUCAGAGAGACUGAUGGCAACUCAGGUUAACCCCCCAACAGGUGCUGCCUUCAGCCUGCCUUCUAUAGGAUCUAUCAACUGGAACAUGGACCCUGUGACAACACAGACACUCCCUGGCCUUCGUCCUCCUCAAACUCUCCUAAUGUUAAACCAGAACUCAGACAAUGCCAGUGCCUCAACACUAAAUGGCUAUACGAGCUCAGUGACAAAUGAAAAUAGUAGAGAUGGAAUCAGUAAAGGUGAUAUCGCCAUAGAGAAGCGCUUCCCGUGUUCGUUCUGUGGGAAAGUCUUCAGUUUCUCCAAACAGGUAGAGAUCCACCAGAGGGUGCACACGGGGGAGAAACAAUUUGGCUGCCACCUGUGCCGAGCCAGUUUCUCUCACUCGUUCAGCCUGAAGAGACACCAGAGAGUCCACACAGGGGAGAAACCGUUUAGCUGUACCCAGUGUCACAUGCGCUUCGCCCAGGCUGGUGACCUGAAGAGGCACCAGAGGGUCCACACAGGAGAGAAACCCUACAGCUGCCUCCAGUGUGAGAAGAGGUUCACCCGCCAGGACCAGCUGAAGAUGCACCUGAAGGUCCACAUGGGAGAAAGGCCGUUCGCCUGUACACAAUGCGGGAAGAGGUUCUCAGAGAGGAGCUACCUCAGGAUACACCAGCAGAAAAACCAUCCCACUCUAUAACAUGGAAAGUAACCAUUCCUCUUGAUAGCUUCUGAUGUUUAGAUCAAAUCAUGCAUUAAAGACAGAUUCAUUUUCAUUGUCAGCAGAAAAGAGCCACCGAUGCAUUUGAAAUAACAAUAGUAGCAUAUUUCAGUGUUGAAUAUUCCUGGGUAAAAUAUUGCAUUCAGACAUUGUAUGAGCCUAAAAAGUCUGUUACAUAGUGUUUGUACUGUGUAGGCUAUAUGAUGUUCACAUUCAUUUUAUUAUUUACCCUCAAACUUAAUGAGAAAAUGAAUGCAGUUCAUCAAGUUCAUGCUGAUUUAUUUUUUAUUAAUAUUUUUUGUGUGGUUUUCAUGUGGUGUAUUUAAAUAUGUUUAAUAAACACAAUGGGACUUUUCAUUAAGACUUUAUAUGAGACUCCCUUUAAUAUGCGUUCCAUCUGAUCUCACCUUAUUCUGCAUACACAUCAGCAGUUUACCAUACUUACUGAAAUAUCUACACACACAUCAAAAUAGUUCAGUCGCGUUUGUCUGAGGAAUUCUCACUUAUCAUAGCUGACUCAUAUUUACCCACAUAUGUCGACCAUAAUGUCAUUCUGUAACUACAGUAUAGGACUAGAUAGAUAGGACUAACAUAGUGGGGGUGGGUAAACACGCCAUGUUGAAAGUGUGUUUAUGUCUGUGUAAUCUGUAUCACCGCUCUCUUCCAGGAGGAGGGGUGUGUGGAGGGUCAGGGGAACCCUGAGGGGACCAUGGUCAUGGGGGACAACCAGACUACACCUCUUCCUGAACCCACAGAGAAACCAGCUGAGCAGGAGCUACCUCAGGAUAUACCAGCAGAAAAUGCACACAGCCCAUUGAUAUGUAAUAAAAAUAUAUUUAUUUCAUAUAGCACUUUUCAUACAGAACCUACCACUUUUAAAAAACAAACUAAAACAAAUUCAGGGAGCUGGCAGUUCAUGGAAGAGGGUCACAGCUAGAUGACAAUGCAGUUCAGUAAAGGAGUAGCUUGACUGGAAUCUGCGUUGAUGGUACAGGGAGACAUCAGUCAGACAGGCCCGGAGCUUUAUCAGGCACAUCUGUCUCUGCAGUACACACCUCCUCCUCCUCUGUAGGUAGGCUGGAACAUCCACCACCUGGGUGAUGCAUCGGCAGCAAUAAGUGCCUGAAAGACCACCACACCUGGGCAGUAAUCGGCAACAGUCUCCUAUGAGGCGAGCCUCUCAUCCCCUCACACUACAGUCCACAUCCUUCCAUGUAGUGCUAGUUUGUAGUUAAUUCUGUUGGUUUUGGAUGUAGUAGGGAACUGCAUGAUGAGGUGAACUGAGGAAAUAAUUAGUAUACUGAUGGUUGGUGGGAUGGAGUCUGACAACCCUUUCCUGUUUGAUUUGAUUAGGAUCCCCAUUAGCCGAUGCCAUUGGUGACAGUUGGCAUUACUGGGGUCUGACA